Messenger RNA from Aphis gossypii (cotton aphid), 6335 nucleotides. RefSeq names its product calcineurin-binding protein cabin-1-like. The record is from RefSeq and is a predicted model, not a curated record. NCBI's taxonomy places the organism in Eukaryota, Metazoa, Arthropoda, Insecta, Hemiptera, Aphididae. Gene Ontology annotation, molecular function: nucleosome binding; protein binding. Bases 303 to 6080 code for a protein of 1925 amino acids. Gene Ontology annotation, biological process: chromatin organization. Gene Ontology annotation, cellular component: nucleus. The transcript has 33 exons.
UUUGAAACGGAUUGUCGUAUAUUUGUUAUUUUUUACUUUGUUAUCAGAGACCACUUAUUAUUUAUUAAGACUUGAGAUAGCUCGAGAGCGUUAUUAAUUACGAUUGUUUACAGGCGUUCCGUUUAUCGUUUAAAUUAUUCGUAUAUUAUACGAUAAAGUUUUAGUUUAAUUGAAAUCCAAUAAUCAUUUCGUACUUAUAUGAGAUACGAUUGAAGUACAGUUCAUUUUUCGCGUGACCAUCAUUUACGCGUCUACCCGAAUACGUCGAUGUGUUUCGUAAAUUUUGUCUUUUAUACUAUAUUAUGUUACCGACGAAGCUCAGAGCGUUAAAUGAUUGUUCCACUGAUGAGAGUAGCAACAACGAUGAUGUGCCGGUUAAAAUUACCAAAGAAGCAUUGGAAACGAAAGCAGAAUUACAAUAUAGCCAAGCUUUGCAGUGUUUAGCGAGAGAUCAAUUAGAUGAAGCAGAGGAACAACUUUCAAGUUUGUUAAAAAAAGAAAUUAUUAGUUCUCUAAAUACUACAUUGAACCAAAAAGAUAAAUCUCAAUCAUUAUUAGCUCAUUUGAAAUAUUGUUGCCUUACAAAUUUAGGAAAUCUUUUGUUAAAAAAAUCCAACUACCCUGAAGCCUUAAUUCAUUAUCAAGAGGCUUUAAAAAUGGAUAAUACUGAUUUAAAUCUAUGGUAUCGAAUAGGCUUUACUCAUAGCAAGUUAUAUCAAACUGAUCAAGCAAUAUCGGCAUUUUUAGAGGGUAUUAAAUGUAAUCCUAAUCAUUGGCCUACUUUGGAUAAACUGAUAACUUUAUUAUAUGCAAGCAAUGAAUAUGUUUGUUGUUUAUAUCAUAUAAGUAUGUCACUUAAUUUAGAUUCUGGAUAUUUAAAAGGACAUUUUAUCAAAGAAAUUAUAUUCAAAAAAUUUCCAUCAUUAAUAUCCUAUUUUAAAAGUUAUUGUUCUGACGGUGGCUUAGAUAUAACAUGUACGGAAAUAAUAGAUACAAAUAUACAGCAAAAGAUAUUAGAUGAAAUUGAAGAUAUUAAGAAAAAUGAUCCUACUCUGUGUUUAGGAAAGUUGUCUAAAAGUAUGGAGUGCAAACCAAUGUUGUAUGCUAAAUCAUUAGAAUUUAAAAGUUGGGAACAACUUGGAAAAUGGUUAUUAACAAUUUAUGAUCAUAUGUUUGAAAAUUAUGAACAUUCGCUUCUUUAUGAACCUAUACAAUUCAAUCACGACUCCUUAACUACAGACACAACAAAACACUGUAUCAUAGUAGAUGAAAAAUUUGUUGAAGAUGAUUUUGAAAAGCUUUCAUUCAAACUUAAUGUUCCUGUAACAAAACGAAGAAAAAGUUCACCAUCACUUGCAGAUCAACUUAAAUUAAGUCGGCGAUCAGCUCGAAAUAAAACAAAUUCAAAAGCUAAUGAGUCAACACUAGUCAAAUCAAUAUGGAAUACUAUGCCCCAACAUUUAUUGCUUAGUAAUGAUGGCAGUAAUAAAUGUAAUCCAAUUAAAUGGUCAGACGAUUCUAUGGAUACAAUGGAUUUGUAUAGAUUAUAUGAAUUCUCAGAUGCAAUGAGUGAUGGACUUACUGAAAAUUUAUUGAAAAAUAAUAUUUCUGAAGAAGAACGCCUUAAACAAAUAAAUGAUGAAAAUUAUUUUGGUUCCGAUCAUGAAGCAAAAGAUUUAAUUAAUUUUGUUGAACUUCAUAACAACAAGUCAAUUUCUGAUUUACUAGAAAUUUUUUUAAUUAUUAUUGCAAAUAAAUGGACCAAUACUUGGCCUUCCAACAUGGUUCAUGUAUACAUUGAUGUUUUCAAAAGAGUAUGGAUUCAUACAGAAAAACAACAUAUAACUUAUAUUUCUGACUCAAAUUUUGAUUCUUUAGACGAUGAACAAAUUAUUCAAGUUAAAAAUGAAAUUACAUCUAUACUUACUUAUGGAGAACUAUUAUGUGAUCUUUAUUUUCAAUUAAAAACUAUUCAUAAGCCAUUAGAAGGAAGUAUUAUUGGAGGAGACUUUUGUUCUUUGUGGAUUGGUAGUAUAAACGAUGCACUCUCAAUAUUAGAUUUUAAAGAAGAUCAUAUGGUGAUUAAUAUUCGUUUUCUAUGGCUAAGAGCAUUAUUUAACUUGCAAGAUAAAGAAACCAGGCUUACGUGUGAUGUACUUGAAAUGUUAUUGGAUUUCAUCUGCGAUCUGGAUGAUUAUGAAAUUGUUUUGCCAAAUUUAGAAUAUUUUUAUCGAAUAAAUAAAAGGAUAGCAGAUAAACUUAUUAUCACAUUAAAAAGAAAUAAUUUGUUGAGUACUGUAAAACAUCUGUAUGAGUCAAAAGAAUAUUUAAGUGUUGUAAAUAUUUUAAAAGAUACCUUAAAACCUCAAUGUGCUUUCAUGGAGAUACCCAGUUAUCAAACAAUGACACGAAUGAAUCAAUACAUAUUUAUGUUAAAUUCAUUUUUAGAGCUAAAAAAUUAUCAUGAAUUAUUUAAAUGGUGUGAGCCAUGUUUGUAUGAAGCUAUUCUACAACAUCGUAAAAGUCUUAUAGAAGAUUGUGAUCCAAACCAAAAAACUAAUCAGGCUGAAUUUAUAAACAAUAUAUUUUAUGCUAUGUUAGAAUCAAUCAAGAUAGAGGGCUUAGAUGUUUUUGAUAAUGUAUCACAAGGAUCUAAAUCAAAACUCAUACAAUCAGUCAUAAAUCUUUUAUCAUAUCUGAUAGAAACUUCUGAUGGAAAUCCAGAAAUCGAUGCUGUAUCUCCGUGGUUGUUAAUUUAUAAUUUGUUAAAACAUGAGGAAUCUAAAUCAGACAAUUCAUUUUCAUCUCAAACUACUAAUAUUCCAUCGUCUUUAUCAUUACUCUUCCUUGGUCAUAAAUAUUUAGGAAAAAGAUCAUGGUGUUGUUUUGAAGAUGGUGUCCUUCUAUUCCUAACAUUAUCAGAAAUAGAGCCAUUUAUUCAUACAGAUUUGUAUAACACAUCCCUAGUACAACAAGUCGAUCAAAUUUUUUAUUGUUUAUAUACACAUUUAAUCAAACGUAAUAAACCACGUCAUGUACAGGAUCAUCAUUCCAUGGGAUUAGCACUAACAUGGCCACGAGCUAGACAAUUAAUGCAUUUUUAUCAACCGCAAGAAUUACCUAGUUAUGAUGGUAUAUCAAAAAUAUUUACCAUAAAUUCUGAUACAGAAGCUAUGUUUAAAAAAGUCAUAGCUCUCAUACCUGAAGAUAUCAAACCAAAUCGAUUAAUGGAUAAUUUAAUGAUGUAUAUCAGAGGGGAAACAGAUCAGUUACCUAAAAAUGAUAAUCCUUUACCUUAUGAUGUAAAAGAUAUAUUUUACUUAAUGGCUGAUUUUAAUUUCAAGAACAAAACUUGGAGUAAAGCUAUUCGAUAUUACUUACUUGAUCUUUGCAAUAACUUAGAUCGUUUUGAUUCUUGGGCUGCCAUGGCUUUAGCUAGGGGAAGUCAAAUAGAAACAAAAUUAAAUUCUUGUGAAUCAAUAAAAAAUGAAGGUGACAUAAUUAGAAGAGCUCAUAUGACUGGUCGAUGUUAUAAGCACUCUCUGAAAAUUAGUCCUGAAAAUACAACUCUUCUCAUUGAAUAUGGAACAUUCACUUAUAGCAUUCAUUCUUUUUGUUCACGUUUAUUGAAACAAGAAACCUCUAAUAUGAGUUUACAAAUGUUUGGAGAGCUUGAAGAUGAAAAAGAAAAAAUGAUCAAAAUUGCUAGAAAAUGUUUUGAAACUGCUAAUAAUGUUUGGGAAUACACUGAUUGUGAUUCCCAGGAUGAACGCUGGAUGCAUCAUUAUGUACUUGGGAAAAUAACUGAGAAAAAUGAUGACAACUCAUUAGUAUUUAUGGAUCAUUACUUAAAAGCUGCUCAGUAUUUAGAUUCGUAUGGGGCUAUGUUUCCAGAACAUAUUAUUUAUACUUCUCCUCAAUAUUAUUCAAUUGAAGUCCUUGAGAUUUAUUACAGAAUCCAUGCUGGAGCUUUAAAAUUAUUAGAAAAGCAUGAUAAUCAAUCAUCAAAUGAAGAAUUACUUACAAAAAUUAAAAUAGCAUUAGAUCAAAUAUCUGAUAUGUCCCCUAUUGUUGAUAAGAAAUCCAAUAAUGUGUCCACUCCAAAAUCGGUAAAUUGUAAGGAUAUAAUAAAAAAGGACAUAAAUUUGACUGUGAAACAGACUUUAAAUAAAAUCAUUAAUCAUGUGAUGACAUCUGAAAAAGAAAUUGAUAAUUUCAAAGAUGGUUUUCAAAGUGAAUUUAUUACCAAAACUUCUAACGAUAAUUUAAAUAUACCAAUAAAAAAAAUGAAAACGGAUUCAUCUAUUCAAGAUUUAAUUGACUUUCGGUGGACAUUAAUUCAAAGAUGCCUUAGGGCUUUAGAAGAUUGCAUCAAAAGAUUUCCUCAACAUUACAAGUCAUAUUAUCGGUUGGCUCAUUUCUAUUUCCGUUCGCCAUCUCAUAAAGAUUAUAAUAAAUUCAAAGAUUUAAUGUUUGGUGAACGAGGAUUAUUUGUUGGGCAAAGGCCUCAUAAUUUUUUCCAUGGUGUUUGGAGAAUACCAGUUAGUGAAAUAGAUCGCCCUGGUUCGUUUGCAUACCACAUGAGUCGCUGCAUACAUCUAUUAUUAGAUUUUCUUAAAGAAACUGGUGACCACAAAAUGCUACUUGAUUUGGCUAUACAGUUAAAAUACAUACCCGAUCUUGAUAAGAAAUAUUUACGUGAUAAUGAACGAGAAGGUAUUUCAAAAGAAGCAUUGUUUCUUAGUGUUCAAAUAUUAAGGAGAAUGAAAUCAGAAUAUGCUAAAACUAAUAACCGCUGCAAAAAUGAACUGCUUUUAAUUCAAGUUUUCAAAAGUUAUAAGCGUGUAUUCAAAUGUUGGCAACAAAAAGAUAACACAUUAUCCAAGCUAUUAUUGAAUGUCUAUCAAAACAUUGUUGGGACAAAAGACGAUGUAUCUAAUGACGUCAUCAUUAAGUAUUGUCAAAAACUUCAAACAAAAGAAAAAGAGAUUGAGUACCAGAGCAAUAUCGCAAAUAAUGAAAGUGAUUUUACAUCACCAAUUGCAAAUUCUAAAUCUACUAGUAUACUGAAUUCGUCGCAAACCUUAUCAACACAGAUGUCAAUUGAAAAUCAAAAACGACUUUACUCUCCACAAGUAUCACAUGCACUUCCAUUGAAUACACAGUUAUCCAAUCAAAUAAUGUCUAUGUUCGCUCCCUAUACACAAUCUCCAUUAAUGUACCCAAUAAACCAAGAGACAAGUUAUAACUAUACAUUGCAGCAAAAGUUGCAAGCAACAAAACAAAAAUUAAAAAAACCCAUUAAUAAACCAAAAGCAGAAACAAAACGAUCAACCAAUUCUAAAACUGAGAAAUCAGAUGCUCAUAGACUGCCAAAUAAACCAAAAAAAAGUACUAGUAUCAAAACAAGUAUUGAUUCAAAAAUUGUACGAAAUCCUAAGUUAUCCAUCAAUAAACCCACUAAACGACCAAAAAUUAAUCGUUUAGAACUAAGUAAAACCCUAAAUAUUUCACAUAGCACACCAAACGAAUUAAAAACAUCACACAAUUUGGAUUCAAUUUUAGAAAUCAACAAACUAUCUAAUAGCAUAAGUCAGUCACAAAAUCAAAAACCCAACAAUUUGUCUUCAGACAAGCCAAAAGCUGUCAAACAUUCAAUGGCCGCCACACUUGUACCUAUGGGUAAGUCAAAACCGACUAUGAUGACUAAGACAACAAGUUCGCGUAAUCCAAAAUCAGUUUAUAUAGACUUGGAUUCUGCUGCCGAACAGGCUCGUUUAAAGUCUACAAUUCUCCAGAAUAAAAAUCCUGAAACGAAGAAGACUGCUACCGUCCCAUUGAGUCCAGCCAUGUUGCUAUCAUCUUGUCCGGGUUUAAGCAUAACACCAGUUGUGAACACAAAUGAUAACCGAAAACCAAAUGAAACUUUAUUGGCAUCACAUCAUGUUCAAAACAUCACAACAACUUCAAAGAAUUUUAAUUUUGAACAGCUCCAGCACCUCGGUAAUAGUUUGACAAUUACAAAAUCUGAAAAAAAUACCAAUAAAAAGUCCAAACCUGAAUUAAUUCUCAUUGAUUAGUUAAAAAUCAUUUAAGAAUUUGAUGUAUUUGUGACGUUUUUGUAGAUAAUAAAGACACUAAUUUAAGAGUAUUAACUGUAUAAAAUUAUUUAUUUUGUGUAAUAUGACGUAUUGUAAAUUUAAAAUAUUUUUAUGUUAUAAGUCUUAUGUACUAUUUAGUAUUUCUAGUGUAAUAUUUUUAUUGAAUACUAAUUUAUUUUUGUUAAUUGAUUUCUUUCAUUAUAAUUUAAUUAAUUUUUAAAAUUCAUUGAAAAC